UUUAAUGUUUAGAGACAAUAAGGAAGUGAACUUUGGAUUCAGGUGUUUUCAGCUCAGACUGGGUUCUGAAAGGAACAGAAGCCCCUCCGUGCUGGAGAACCUGACGGAGGAACCUUCAGCUGUGGUUCCAGACAGAACAAGAGAACCUGCUGCUAGUCAUCAUCAUCAUCGCCAGUCGAGAUGAAGGUGGAGGUGAAGAUUGAGCUGCUGAAGUUUUUCUUUGCAGUUUUAAACAGCAUCUUCCUGGUUCUGGGUCUGACCGUUGGCGGCUGUGCGAUCUGGAUUCUUUUUGGCUCUGGAAGCUUCCUGAACAUCCUCUCCUCUGAGGAGCUGCAUGUGGUGGCAGCAGGUCUGCUCGUGAUUGGUGGAGUGGUGGUGUUGGUCAGUAUUACUGGUUGUGUUGGAGCGAGUACUGAGAAGGGUUUCCUGCUGCUGGUGUAUCUGGGCUUCCUUAUCAUUCUGGUCCUCGGUCAGCUGUUUGUUACGCUACUCUUGUUCAUAAACAGAAACAAGAUUGGACAGACUCUGGAUGAAACUGUGGAUCUGAUCAUCUCCCAGUAUGAAAACGGCAGCAACAGUCGAGACAGAAUGAUGGACAACCUGCAGAUCUACGCGCAGUGCUGUGGUAGGAACGGCCCUGCUGAUUGGCUGCAGAACUCCUUUAUACAGAGUCUGAACCUGACGAGUCCAGACGUGCUUCCAUGUUCCUGUUUCAGGUCACAUCAUGGCAGCUUCAACUCAUCCUGGUGCUCAGAGAAUAUCAACUUCACUGAGCCGCUAUUUACACGAGGAAACGGCACUUUUGACCAGAGCUGCAGUCGGAGGCUCACCGACUGGCUGCAGGAGAACAUCCUGACUGUCAUCAGCAUGGACGUGGGCCUCAUUUUACUGCAGGUGCUCCAGUUUGUCCUUGUGGUGUACCUGUACCGCGCAUUUGGAGAAAAGGCAGCUUUAAAAAGACUCAGUCCGCUGGUUAAUCCAGUCCAUGCAGACCCAGAUCUGGACCUGGACGACGGAGAGCAGAACUAUGCCAACAUGUAUCAUGAUGACACUUACAUGGGCUUAGACAAUAACCAUUUAACCAAUCAUUAUGAUUACCAGAACCACAACCAGAUGUAUCUGGAACCAGCUCAAGACUAUUAGUGACCUGCACGCUUCAAAUCUUCGUGUUUAAAAGUGAACUUCAGUAGCAAGUUGUUUGUAAAACCUUUAUUCAGACCUUUGUUUAAUAAGAUAUAACUGGACACCGUGAUGCAGCUCUUGGUGAGUUUGGGGGGCUGCAUGGUGGUGUGCUGCACUGAUGCCUCACAGAAGGUUUGGUGGUUCUGUGUGGAGUUUGUUCUUCU
Messenger RNA from Melanotaenia boesemani (Boeseman's rainbowfish), 1346 nucleotides. Its product is annotated as CD82 antigen. The record is from RefSeq and is a predicted model, not a curated record. The coding region runs from base 181 to 1143 and encodes 320 amino acids. NCBI's taxonomy places the organism in Eukaryota, Metazoa, Chordata, Actinopteri, Atheriniformes, Melanotaeniidae. Gene Ontology annotation, cellular component: membrane. The transcript has 8 exons.